CGCCACAACACCACAAUGUCGUUCAUCAAGCCCAUGCAAGGCUCCCCCGAGUCUUCUCUCACACCAUUGUUCCUCAUUCACGCCGUCUCCGGCCUCGCAAACCCAUACUCUCGCCUCGGUCCUCUGACCAAGCCCUCCUUCGCUAUCUCUCAAGAUGAAGAGCGUAUGGUCUACGGCAUCUCCUCUCCUCUCUACACGCACCACGGCAGCUUCAAGGCACCUCGCACUCUCGAAGCAAUGGCAAGGUUGUAUGUCAACGCCAUCAGAAAGAAGCAGCCAUACGGACCAUACCUCCUUGGCGGCUGGAGCAUGGGAGGGAUGCUCGCUGUGAAAAUGGCUGCGAUCCUCAUGGGCGAGCAUGGAGAGCAAGUCCUGAAGGUGGUAGUCAUUGAUGGCGCAAAUCCAGAGAAGCUGCCGCCUAUGAGCGGAGAGGAGCAGAAUGUCAUGGGCGAUGAGAUAUUCGCGCGGAACUUGGCUUUUGCAGGUGGAAACAGUGGGAAGACCAGAGCCAGGUCGUUAGCAGUGCCAAGCUCCGGUGAUUCUGCAACUAGCAGUGACUCAGAAGCCUCGACACAUGCUUCCAGCCCGCUUGAGACUUUGCUGCUCAAGAUACGAUCGCAUAUCGCGCUUGGGCUGGAACUGAUGUCAUGUGUUGAGCAAGGAAGCUGGGUUCAGGUUGGUGACCCGCUAAAGACAAAGAUGACCCUUGUCAAGUGCGUUGACGAGGCGUAUCUUGAGGAUGGCCAGUUUGGAGAUAAAGGAGUGGGUGUGAGAACAUUGAUGGCUGAGGAGUGUAUGGGUUGGAAUGCUGAUUGUUUUGACUCGCUUGAAGUUAUUAAGCUGAUUGGGCCGACGCAUGAUACGUGCUUUGAGGAGAAGUUUGUUGGGAAGUUGACGGAUAUUCUGGCUGAGUGUUUGAUUGGUGUUCACUGA
Molecule: messenger RNA, 933 nt
Organism: Hyaloscypha bicolor E
Lineage: Eukaryota; Fungi; Ascomycota; Leotiomycetes; Helotiales; Hyaloscyphaceae
Product: alpha/beta-hydrolase
Exons: 1
Coding region: 16-933 (305 amino acids)
Biological process (GO): biosynthetic process
Source: RefSeq, a predicted model, not a curated record